GCCACCCACGCUCGUCAGCUGAACGAUGCGGCGGAGGAAGAGGAAGCCCCCGAGGAUGAUGGGGGUACUAUAUGGCCCCAAGGUCGGCGGAGAUUCAAUCGCCAAUCCUAAAUCCUCUGAUGGCGGCAAACAAUUUCGAGAUCAAGUCGGCUCUAGUGACUAUGAUACAAAGCAAUGCUUUAUUCCACGGCCUUGAGAGUGAGUCACCAAGAGAGCGUGUGCAGAGGUUCUUGGAGCUCGCGAGGACUUGAAAAUCAAUGGUGUGCCAUGCGAAGCUUUGCUACUAAGGCUUUUCCCAUACUCACUCAGGGAAAGCACUUAGGUGACUGAACAAUCGCCCACCUCGGUCAAUCACCUCAUGGGACGGCCUCCUCAACAAGUUUGUGGCUCGCUACUGCCAGCCUCCGAAGAUGGCGGAGUGGAGAAAGAAGAUAACCCAUUUUGAGCAAGAAGAGGACGAUACCUUGAGGGAUACUUGGUAGAGGUACUCCGACUAUUUUCUUCACUGCCCUCACCACGGGUUUGAAGAACAGUUUCGGAUCAAAACCUUCUAUGGAGGCCUAAUGCAAGAAGAUAAAAUUCUCAUUGACUCCUUGUGUCAAGGGAAAUUGAUGAAUAUGGCUCCGCCUAAAAAUAGCCGAGAUACUUGAAGACAUAACCCUCAGAAGAUACGAUUGGGGGUUGACUAGAAGUAGAAAAAGAAGCAAUGAUAGGGGAGUGAGAAGCGUGGGAGCGAGUGCUCCGCUUGAGGCGAAGUUGGAUAAGUUUAUAGAGGUUAUGCUUGAAGAUAAGAGGCAAGGGAAAAGGCUGGUGAUUUCGUGCGACUGGUGCUCGAGCAUGCGUCAUGAGAUGGCGGAGUGUCAAGCAAUGAAGGAGGCAACCGCUCUGGAGGAACAAGUAAACUUCAUGGCAAAUGCUAGGGUCAACAACCCGUAUAGCAAUACUUAUAACCCCGGAUGGAGGAACCACCCCAACUUUUCUUGGGCAUCGCCGACAAAUCCGAGGCCCCCGGUUUCAGGCCCCCAUGGGAAAUUUCCAACCUCGGUCGACCUUCAUCCAACAAAGACCUCAAGUCCAAGGCUCAAGCUUCCUCAAGUUGGAGGACGAGUAUGGAGGUUUCAUGGAAAUACUCCGCAACCUCCACCUCCACAUCCCUUUCCUUGAACCCAUGGCUCAGAUGCCAAGUACCUCAAAGGAUUCUUCACAAAGAAGCCAUAGCUUGAAGGCCUUGCCAACGUGACUCUUGGUGAGGAGUGUUCGGCUUACCUCCUCAAUCGCUUGCCCAAAAAGCGGUAUGAGCCAGGUAGUUUUACUAUCCCUCCUUAUAUUGGUAACCAUCAUAUAGACAAUGCCUUCACGAACCUAGGAGGUAAUGUUAAUGUGAUGCCCUACAAGCUUUUCAAAAAGUUAGAAAUAGGUAAACUUAAGACCUCUAAGUUUAGCAUCACCUUAGCCGACCAUUCAGUCAUUAGCUCGAGGGGUAUUGUGGAGGACAUGAUGGUGAGAGUGUGCAAGUUUUGCUAUCCGACCGAUUUUGUGAUUCUCGACAUAAGUGAGGACUUGGAUAACUCGGUCUUCCCUUUCUUGCCACCGCCAAGGCAUUGAUAGACGUAAAUGACGGGACCUUGAUUCUGAGGGAUGGUAAGGAGAGAAUCAAGCUUGAAAUUGACA
Linum trigynum is the source of this 1671-nucleotide messenger RNA. The record is from the annotation of a GenBank genome assembly. NCBI's taxonomy places the organism in Eukaryota, Viridiplantae, Streptophyta, Magnoliopsida, Malpighiales, Linaceae.